Molecule: messenger RNA, 549 nt
Organism: Colletotrichum abscissum
Lineage: Eukaryota; Fungi; Ascomycota; Sordariomycetes; Glomerellales; Glomerellaceae
Exons: 3
Coding region: 1-549 (182 amino acids)
Source: RefSeq, a predicted model, not a curated record
AUGAAGACCCACAUGGUGCUAGGCGUUGCGCUAUACGCAUGUUCGACGGCGGCAGUCACUACUGAGAUCAGGGUCAUGUCCCUGACGUCGACGGUUGAUUGCUCCGGCGCUGUCAUACCUACAGGCCUGCCAACAGUACCUAUGGGCGUUCCUGGGGCCAAUCCCACUGGUGGCAUGGUGCCGGGUGCGACUGUACCUGGCGGAGCUGGCAACCCCCCUGCGUCCACUGGAACCGUCGGUGGCGGUGGAAGUGGUGGCAGUGGAGGUAGCGGCGGUAGUGGGGGAGGUAGCGGAGGUGGAAGCGGUGGUAAUGGAGGAGACGGUGGUGGCAAUGGAGGAGGUAGCGGAGGUGGCACCGGGGGUGGUGCUACCGGCGGCGGUGCCUCUGGUGGCUCUGGCGGCGGUAACGGCGGCUCAGGGCAGACCGCGACGACUAGAAGUCCGGCUUCAGGCACAGGAGUCGUGGUCGUUCCGACAGCCGGCUCGCAAGCCCUACAACCUGGCAGUUGGCUGUCGGUGGCCAUCGGUAUCCUGGCUGUGCUGUACUAG